Messenger RNA from Xyrichtys novacula (pearly razorfish), 252 nucleotides. NCBI's taxonomy places the organism in Eukaryota, Metazoa, Chordata, Actinopteri, Labriformes, Labridae. The record is from the annotation of a GenBank genome assembly.
AUGGACCUGCUGCAUGCGAAGAGCCAGGUUGUACAGACCUUCAGGGAGGCAUCGAUCAUUGCCCUGAUGGAAACCUGGCUGGACGGGACCACCACGGACUCUGAGGUCAGUCUCGAUGGCUUGUGUGCCAAGAGCCAGGUUGUACAUACCUUCAAGGAGGCAUUGAUCAUCGCCCUGAUGGAAACCUGGCUGGACGGGACCACCACAGACUCUGAGGUCAGUCUCGAUGGCUUUUACCACCCUGCGGGCUGA